ACCAAAGCACCGUUGCAUUACUAUAUUUCACGCGAAUGGCUGCAUCGUUUGUCGACAUUUGCUCAUCCUGGCCCAAUAACAAAUCAUGAUUUCCUGUGCCAGCACUCACAGAUUCUUCCACGACGAGCAGCACGUCUCACCAAUUACUACGCAACAAUCAGUAGUUCACUGUGGGAUUUGUUAUAUGAAAAAUUUGGCGGAGGUCCAGUGAGCUCCGAGCUGCAUUACUGUUUACAGUGUCAAAAUGAGUAUCAGAUGAUGAAGCGCCGACGUGAGUAUGAGCUUAAAACGUACAUUACACUGGAAACUUUUCUGGAACAGCUAAAAGAGGAACAUCCGGAACUUACUUACAGCUAUUACAUGCCACCCAAUAUUAUUGCAAAGACAUGGAUCGAAAAAUGGAAAGCAUUCGUUGAUGGAAAUGAAUUGGAACCACCUGGGCCUAUUGAUAACAAAAUUUUACUGAUCUCUAACAACAAAAAUGAUUCAAAACCUCAACUACGAGCUUCGUCGCAGUACAGACAGAUACAGCGUGAAGUGUGGUUAUUUUUCCAUUCACAAUAUGGUGGUGGACCUGAGUUGCUGUGUAUGCCGGAAAACCAUCCGACAGCCGAAAAGCUCCGGGAACUAACUUCGGAAGUUCAGCAAAAAAUCAUGAGCACAUUGGAGAGCCGGAAACAAGAAGACGACUCUGAGCAAGGGGAUGAUUCAUCAUAUUUUUUACCAUUUGAAUCAAAUGUAGCUGCUCUAAUGACCACCGAUCGAUCGGAUGAAGUUUGA
Messenger RNA from Gongylonema pulchrum, 780 nucleotides. The record is from the annotation of a GenBank genome assembly. NCBI's taxonomy places the organism in Eukaryota, Metazoa, Nematoda, Chromadorea, Rhabditida, Gongylonematidae.